Mirounga angustirostris (Northern elephant seal) is the source of this 6584-nucleotide messenger RNA. RefSeq names its product SERTA domain containing 2 (gene SERTAD2). Gene Ontology annotation, molecular function: transcription regulator activity. The coding region runs from base 1270 to 2277 and encodes 335 amino acids. The transcript is spliced from 4 exons. The record is from RefSeq and is a predicted model, not a curated record. Gene Ontology annotation, cellular component: nucleus. NCBI's taxonomy places the organism in Eukaryota, Metazoa, Chordata, Mammalia, Carnivora, Phocidae.
CCAGCUGGGCGGGGACUGCUGUACGACUCUGUAAAGUCUGUGAGUCACUGCACAACCCAUCAAUCCAAUUAAAUGUCUUGAGCGAGCGAGCAGGGGGUGCUACCGCCGCCGCUCGCCCCGCCGCGGCCGCCCCUGCUCGAAGCGCCCCUCUGAUCCAUGGCUGUCUGUCUGUACUUGUUACGGUGUAACCUCCUCCUCCUCCUCCCUCUCCUCAGGAGCCGCUGCAACUUCCCCUCUGCCAGCCGCCUCUGCUUGGGGACUGCAAAGGCAUGGGAUAGAUCCAGAGCCACUUCUCUCUAUCUCCCCUCCAGCCCUCGCUCAAUUUCCCCCCUUUAAAUUAAAGUCUGUUCCUCGCUCCUCGUCGUUUUAGAGAUUUGUCAGUCCAUUAUUUCCCCUGAUUUAUUUUCCCUCCCUGGGGCAGGGGGUCGCAGGGGCCGGUGGGUUUAUUUUAGGGAAGGGGCUCUCCACCCCCACCUCCGUUCCCCUUCCUCCUUUUUCGGCGGUGACUUGAUUGCCCUGCUCCUCUCCGCUCCCACCCCUCGAACUCACCGUCCCGCACUCGAGUGACGCACCGACACCCCCCGCCCACAGCCCAGACGUCCCCUCCCUCGCUGCCACCCCGACCCGUCUCGGAGCUGGACCCGGUGCCGACUUCUUCGCAGAAGGAUCUCGAUAGAACCGGGAUUACAAGUCAGGAUCGUGUGCGUUUUGCAGUCUCACUGGGGGUGUGGAGCCAGUUUUGCCUCAUAAAAUGCUGUAGAGAAAUGAAGGCAAACCUGCUUUGAGACACUCUCUCAUGGCUUCCUCGGUACACAUUUGAAAAGCAUCCAAGCUUCGAUCUGUCUAUCCCGCUCACAAAUUUUGCCUACAAGGGUCCUCCUCCUUCCCCUUCCAGCAUUACAACAUCUUAUCAGGCUGUUCCUAAAUCAUUGGGAUUAUCACACAGCUAUGACCAGCUGGAUCAUUCUAGUUGGAAAUUAAAUGCUUCUCACAUUGAAAUCUCUUCCAAAACAUCGCCACCGAUCUCCUUCAGCUGUGGGAGUUCUGCUAAAUGCCUAGUACUUCGUGCUUGAGUGCUCAGGACAGCAUAGAUGCAGAAUGAGCAAAAUAUAAAGGAUUGAAUGAGGCUCCAUGAGAAUCAGCUGAAGCAAUUCAGUAAAAGGCAAGUCGCUUUUAGGAGAAAAAUUGGAUAAGUACAAACUACUUGUAUAUGAAGAUAUCAAUGAGUGAGUGGCACUGAGGAGAGGAUUAACACUCGCCUGUGGAUAUAUGUUGGGUAAAGGAGAAAAACGUAAGUUUGAUGAGCAUGAAGAUGGGCUGGAAGGCAAAAUCAUGUCUCCCUCCGACGGUCCAUCCAAGGUGUCUUACACCUUACAGCGCCAGACUAUCUUCAACAUUUCCCUUAUGAAACUCUAUAACCACAGGCCCCUCACCGAGCCCAGCUUGCAAAAGACCGUUCUGAUCAACAACAUGUUGCGGCGGAUCCAGGAGGAGCUCAAGCAGGAAGGCAGCCUGAGGCCGGUGUUCGCCGCCGCCGCCGCCGCCGCCGCCUCGCCCCCGCCCCCGCCCCCGCCCCCGCCCCCGCCCCCGCCCCCGCCCGACUCGCUGAGCGACAGCUUCCGGGAGGCGCCGCCCGCCCCCAGCGCCCCCGCGCCGCCGCCGCCGCCGCCUCUGCCGCCCGCGCUCGCCGGCGACCUCGGAAGCACCACGGCCCUGGAGGUCUGCCUCACGCCCGCCUCGCUGCUCGAGGACCACGACGACGACUCGUUUUGCACUUGCCCGGCCGCGCCGCCCGCGGCUCCUGCCAGACCCUCGGCUCCAGCGCCGCCGCCGCCGCCGCCGCCGCCGGAGAAGGACAGCUUCUCCUCCGCCCUGGACGAGAUCGAGGAGCUCUGCCCCACAUCUACCUCCCCGGGGGCCGCGGCGGCAGCGCCCGACGGCUCCAGGGCGGGCGCGGGCGCGCCAGGCGUCCCGAGGCCCGACGACGCGAAGCUGGUGGACUCCCUGCCCGGGAACUUCGAAAUCACGACGUCCACGGGCUUUCUGACGGACUUGACCCUGGACGACAUCCUGUUUGCCGACAUCGACACGUCCAUGUAUGACUUCGACCCCUGCACGUCCGCGUCGGGGACGGCCUCCAAGAUGGCCCCGGUGUCGGCCGACGACCUCCUCAAGACUCUGGCCCCGUACAGCAGUCAGCCGGUGGCCCCGAGUCAGCCUUUCAAAAUGGACCUCACCGAGCUGGACCACAUCAUGGAGGUGCUGGUCGGCUCCUAAGAGCCCCGGACCGGCGCCUGCGCCGCCCAGACCCUGCGAGUGUCCCCGCACCCCACAGCUCUCCGCACUGUGCAUGCACCCUUGCUUGCCUUUUUCAGAGAAAAAGAUCGUUUUACACAAGGAUCACACUAGUUUUCGCUUUGAGCAGAGUUGGAGUGCCUUCAUCCACGUAUGACCACUUUUAACAUGCUUUUUUGAGUGGUUCUCAGAGACCUACUGCCCCGGAAUAGGAAAGAAUACCUUGGAAGACAAUGUCGCUAUGCUGAAUGACAAAAAUAAACAGUUCAAGUGAAGCACAAGGAAUAAGUUGGAAAAGCUGUAAAUUGCAUGUGCAUAUUUGUCUAUUUUUUCUAUAAGUUUUAUUGCAAGAGGUAAAAAGAGAAAAUAUAUAUAUAUAUUAUUUAGAUAAUCUCAGUACCUUUUCUGGCAUUUUCGCCCUGUAUAGGUUGACUUGGCAAUUCAGCCUUUUUAGAGGCAUUAACUAUUCCUCCUAAGUGUUGCAUUUACAUGGCUGUUUAGAAACUGCUGCCCAAAUUUAUUUUAUAUUUUUGUACAGAUUCUGCAGUUUAUGAUAUUGUUUUUCUAAAAACAAAUGCUGUUUAUACAUAUGAGAUAGCUAUUUUGAUAGGAUUUGCUCACAUAGUUCCUGCAAACUUCAGAUGUACAAGUUGUACUUGUACUUUUAUAGAGUUGUAAUGUUUUAUAUGUGUUUGGUGCAAAGAGAAAAUUGGAUCAAAUUAAUCCGCAGUGGAUGACCCCAAAUGCAAACACACACACACACACACACACACACACACACACACUGCUUUAAGAAAGGGCCAGGCGCUAUCACACCCAAAUUUCACAAGCACCAACCCCCUGGCAUGAACACCCGCCAGCACUGUGACUUCCAAAGCCAGAGCCACGUCUGCUCAUCAAACUUGCAUUAAGCAGUUGGCGGGAGAUGGCAGUGGAGCUGGGGGGGGGGGGGGGGGAGGAGGGGGUUGAAGUGAUGGUUCUCUUUAGCUCCCUCUCUUGAGGGGAAGGCUACCGAAUACUCACUGUAUUUAUGCCAAGUUUGUGCUUUUAAUUGUUCUUAUUUUUUUAAACAGAAACCCAAAUCUUUCCCUUUUGGCAUAAUUUUUACAAUUACCUGAAAUUUUACACGAGAACAAAAUUUUCUGAAAAGUAACCGACCUCCUCGGUUAGGGCUCACAAGGAAGAAACUACCCCAGAAGGCAUCCACUGUGUUGCUCAAUUGUCUUUUCCAGCUUCCCUUCCCUAGAGCCUUUGUUCCCUCUGUUGCUAAGUGCUGAAAAUGGCGUCUUCAUGAUCACCACACUGAGCGCAGCUCACCUCGGCCCAGCCUGGGAUGCUGUCUUGUAACAUCCGUUCGCUCUUGAACCUGGAGUUGGUACCAUUAUGUCACAGCUUCCAAUCUGGUUGCUUCCAUGAAUCAACUGCUUUAACUACACUUUACAAAGCUGAUUUACCCAAAUACACAGACAGGACUUUCUAUGCAUGUUCCUGCUUCUCCUCCACCACCACCCCCACCCACCCCCAGGACACUGUAGCUUUUUAUUCCUCCUGGUGUACAUUUAAUUUUUAAAACAUUUGUAAUGUAUCAUGCUUGUUGCCGAAAUUGUUGAUGGCCUUUUCGUUUCAGUUUUUUUUCUUUCUUCCAAUGGUACUCUAGCUGGUUACAACCUAUAUUGUUGAAAUGCAGAUGGCUUCUUUAGGAAUAACUUUUAUAUUUAUUUAAGAAUUUUUAAAUUAUGGGAUUUGUGUUAUUGUUGUUGUCUUUGUUGUUGGUCAUUUGUCAAUAUUCAGUCACCAAUUCUGCUCACUUCUUGCCAUGGAUAAAAUUGAGUCUUCCUGGCCAAUUAAAAAAGACAGCUUUAUAAAAUGGCACUUUAAACAAGCCAUAGAUAGUUUUAUUUUUAUAAUGCACAUGGCAAAGCAAAUGCAUUUGUGAUGAAGGAACUGCUCGUUUAAGCAAAAGAUUUGUGUAUGGUAUGGUUAAAUUUUUCUAUAUUUGAAUUUACUUUUUCCCCCCACUUGAAUGUGUUUUCGAAGGCUAAUUGUCCACUCAGUAGGAGCAGUGAGAAAGAGAUCAAAUUGCACUUGUUCUCCUACAAGCAGCCUCCACCUGGACGCCUUUCCCUGCUGCAGAUGCAGCAUUUCCCUUGAUAGGACCAGGGACCAUCUAGUGGAGGUGAGGCCUGUUGUAGAUGCUUCCGGUGUCACUGUGCCUGUCCAUUUUAAGAGCUUCCUUUUCCUGUGGAGAACAAGUCAGCCCAGGCGCCGCGCUUCUGAUAACCGGAGGCCCCGGCAAACUCCCCACAUGCCGCCGCACACACACACACAUACGUAUACAGACACAAUAGUGUUGAUUAUUCUGAACAAUAACAGGGUAAGGCGGUUGAUUUGCCAUUGUUAAAAACUGAUUUACAGUAACUUUGAACAACUGUACUUUGGUUGGAUUAGCAAAAUCGUGUGUUUAAACAAAUCCCAUAUGUUGGGCAACAGUUCAAAUAAGCGCAGCAAAGUGUUGCCCAAACAUGGUUCUCUGACUCUCUCGUAUUUGUAAGGCUGGGCUUCAAAAUCAAAACAGAAACCCCCAACAACAGCAGGCAAAUAAAUGCUUUUUAACGCUGGACACCCUUGCCGUAAAUGCUCGCUAUUCAAGGUCUGCUGAGGAAGACGUGGGAAAUUAGGGGCCCGUUUUUCAAAGAACAAAAACCCCAAGCGGCCACGUUACCAUUGUCUUAUUUUUACAAAGUGACGUCCCAACAGGGAAGAAUGCGGGCCUGGGUGCGAUCUCCAAGCCCCAGUCUGAGUGUGGGAUGUGCUUCCAGAUGCCACCUGGCUCUAGUGCCUUCCCCCUUUCUAAAGGACAUCGUGUGGCAUCCGGAGUCAGGCCGGCAGUUCGAGGUGCCUUUAGGAGAAAGAUGUGCUGGGCGGGGCUGGGAGAGGAAAAUUAUCGACAGUGAUGUGCAAUGAAAUGACAAGAUGAGAGCAGAAUCAUAAGAGCUUUGAAUUUGAAGUGAUUUUUUUUCGUAAGUUAUUUAUUCCUUUUUUUUUUUUUCUGUGUAAAUAUAUUUAUUUUACUGUGGAGCUCUAACAACAUCUGGAUCGUACCAUGUGCAGAAUGUAUGGUAGGAAUGUAUUCUCUUGUAGGAAUGUCAGUGUGUGUUCCAAGGGGUUCCAAGCCAGACCCCUGGAUCUUCUCAUUGUAUGCACCGUCCACAUUCAGUUUUCUCCUCUUCUCUAAUGUAGGUCUUUUUGAAAUAUGCAAAGGGUAUGGAUAAGGAAUGUUUUAAUACCUCCAAAUUUUUAAGAAAAUCAAGCAUCAAAGGGUUGAUAUUUUUAAACUUUUUUUAGUAACACUUUCUCUUGAUGACAGAAGGGGCAGCCCCACUGACACCCUCUUUCACACCAAAGGGUGAGAACUAGCCAGAGCCUCCGCUACACCUCGAGUGUCUUUAUCAAUUGAGCUUUUUAUUGCCAUAUCCCCGUGGAGUAUCCCAACUGCCCUGAGGUCAAUCAAGGAAAAUUUCUUAAAUAAAUAAGCUCCAAAGAGCCAAAGUAUCAUCUUACAGAUCGUUUUUAAAGCUUAAAUUUAUUAACCACCUUUGUGGUAAACAAUGAAUUAUGAAUACCACAGGGCAGCCUUCUUAAAUGACAGAUGUGUUAAAAAAAAAAAAAAAAGACUCUACUUUGUGCAGCGAUUGUUACCCUCUAUAUGAAUUGUCUUAAUUUCAAAACCUUGCUGUUACAAAUUGGACCUUUAUACCUUUUCUGAAAAUAUUGAAAAGAGCGUAUUUAACCUGUUCUGGCUGUGAAUGGUUAACUUCCUGUAACUGCCGAAGGCAGCGAGGUGUGUGCGUCCUGCUUGUAUACGAUUGUUCUCAGUGCUUCUAAGAAUGAGUCUAAAUGGUUCUUGAAAAUUAGCCAGGAUCACACGCUGUUGCAGACAAAACCAAUAAAAAUUUCGGACGUGUUUUGGGGAUAACAAGCUUGGAAGAGAAGUGCAGUCCAGACAAGCAAACAAACAAGAUUUUGGAAAAGAUGUACAUAGUGACAUAGUUUGGUGCAUGGUUUUUGAGGAAGGCUCUUGUCAAAAAGGAGGUGUAACCUUUCCCCCACAGACCUGAGAGCUGUGCCUUUUCUAUGCAAUAUUACAGACGUUACAUCGGAACCCAGAGAGCUGUACUCACAUGUAGGUUUGGGCUGUAAUCGAAACAAUUGGACAGAUUAAAUGUACAUGGAAAUGAGCAGUCUUACUUUUGUAGUUUUAUAUUAUACAAUAAACAGUUAAAAGAUGA